GGGUAUGCCACAACUUUACGUGUCUCUACAGAGCGCUGCAGGAAGCUCUUGUUGCUGCCCACUGCCACAGCCCCAAGUAUUUCCCAGGAUAAAUUUCCAUCGGUACUUGCAGGGGGACUUGUUUCUCACUGCUCACCCAGACCCAGGAUUUCCUACCUUUUCGUCUUAAAAUCCAACACCAUACCCGAGGCUAACAAAUCUCCACAUUGGACACCUACUGCUUCUGGAAUAUUCCAGUGACAUAGAUGCCUCCCUACAUGGAAGGUCCCUGGAAUCUGAUAUGCAAAUUUAGCUAUGUCAUCAGUGCUCCCAACAGCCUCCCAAGUGUGCCAAAAGUGGAGCACCAGGCCCAGCCUUGUCUCCGAGACCAUGUGAGCUGUCAACAAGUUGCCCCGCCUUCUUCUUCCCCAGUGUCUCAUCUGUGAAGGAGGGUGUUGCUCAGCAUAUUGACAAGGAUUGAGCAGCAGACCUUGCGGAACUUCUGAGCCUGGACAUUUUGUGAGCCACUUCUGAGCAAGAAAACUUGAUUCUAUUGUGAAACCUCUGGCCCAGUGGUCAAAGGGCCUAAUGGCUUCGAAAUCCCAGCACAGCGCUCCCAAAUCCAAGAGCCCCAACAGCAAGGCUGAACCUCAAGGACAAUGGGGCCGUGCCUGGGAAGUGGACUGGUUCUCCCUGGCUAGCGUCAUUUUCUUGCUGCUGUUCGCACCGUUCAUUGUGUACUACUUCAUCAUGGCAUGUGACCAGUACAGCUGCUCGCUGACCGUCCCUGUGUUGGACAUAGCUACAGGCCAUGCUUGCCUGGCAGAUAUCUGGGCCAAGACACCACCUGUGACAGCUAAAGCCGCCCAACUGUACUUCUUGUGGGUCAGCUUCCAGGUGCUGCUUUACUCGUGGCUUCCUGACUUCUGCCACAGAUUUCUACCAGGCUAUGUGGGAGGAAUCCAGGAAGGUGCCAUAACUCCAGCAGGGGUUGUGAACAAGUACGAGGUGAACGGGCUGCAAGCCUGGCUCAUUACCCACCUCCUCUGGUUUGUGAACGCUUACCUUCUAUCCUGGUUCUCCCCCACCAUCAUCUUUGACAACUGGAUCCCACUGCUGUGGUGUGCCAACAUUCUGGGCUAUGUCGUGGCCACAUUCGCAAUGAUCAAGGGCUACCUGUUCCCGACCAGUGCCAAAGACUGCAAAUUCACAGGCAAUUUCUUCUACAACUAUAUGAUGGGCAUUGAGUUCAACCCCCGCAUCGGGAAGUGGUUUGACUUCAAGCUGUUCUUCAAUGGACGCCCAGGGAUUGUGGCCUGGACCCUUAUCAACCUGUCCUUUGCUGCCAAGCAGCAGGAGCUUUAUGGCCAUGUGACCAACUCCAUGAUUUUGGUCAAUGUCUUGCAGGCCAUCUACGUGUUAGACUUCUUCUGGAAUGAAACCUGGUACCUGAAGACCAUUGACAUCUGCCAUGACCACUUUGGGUGGUACCUGGGCUGGGGAGAUUGCGUGUGGCUGCCCUAUCUCUAUACGCUGCAGGGCCUGUACUUGGUGUACCACCCUGUGCAGCUCUCCACCCCCCACGCCAUGGGUAUCCUGCUGCUCGGCCUGGUGGGUUACUACAUCUUCCGAAUCACCAACCAUCAGAAGGACCUGUUCCGCAGGACGGAUGGGCGCUGCCUCAUAUGGGGCAAGAAGCCCAAGGCCAUCGAGUGCUCCUAUACAUCAGCUGAUGGGCAGAAGCACCACAGCAAGCUGUUAGUUUCGGGCUUCUGGGGUGUGGCUCGCCACUUCAACUAUACUGGUGACCUGAUGGUCAGCCUCGCCUACUGCCUGGCUUGUGGCAGCGGCCACCUCCUCCCUUACUUCUAUAUCAUCUACAUGACUAUCCUGCUUGUCCACCGCUGCCUCCGUGACGAACACCGCUGUGCCAACAAGUAUGGCCGUGACUGGGAGCGCUACACAGCGGCUGUGCCCUACCGCCUGCUGCCCGGAAUCUUCUGAGGACCAUCCUGGGAAGCGGAGGGAGGCUUUAUUGAGUGUGUGGAGUUGGAUGCAUGGGGAUUGGUAUCCCACCUUUCCUCUGCAGGAGCUUGGUUUGUUUUUAGAAUGGAGAGCCUGUGCCCCAUAGUGUCUGGUAGCAGCUAGAGAGCUGAAUGUACCUUGAGCCCCCAGCAGACUGAUUUGUUUUCUCUGUUUAGUAUCCUGAGGGCAGAGGACUCUGGCCCUUUCAUGUCUGUCUCUGUUGGGAGCCUGCCAUCUAUUCUGUCCAGAUGGCCUACCAGAUGUCUCCCAGGACUGGGCCCUCCUGGUAAACUGGAGACAGUGUGAGGGACCUGAAGAGUUUGAUAAUGCCACCUUCCCCUCCUGUUCUGCCAUGGUGGGCUGGA
Acomys russatus (golden spiny mouse) is the source of this 2369-nucleotide messenger RNA. RefSeq names its product 7-dehydrocholesterol reductase (gene Dhcr7). Gene Ontology annotation, biological process: cholesterol biosynthetic process; brassinosteroid biosynthetic process. Gene Ontology annotation, molecular function: 7-dehydrocholesterol reductase activity. The transcript is spliced from 9 exons. The record is from RefSeq and is a predicted model, not a curated record. Bases 568 to 1983 code for a protein of 471 amino acids. NCBI's taxonomy places the organism in Eukaryota, Metazoa, Chordata, Mammalia, Rodentia, Muridae. Gene Ontology annotation, cellular component: endoplasmic reticulum membrane.